CACCACCUUCAUUGAAAUUAAAAUUAAAAUCUCCCCCAUUUUCAAUCGAAAUUUCUCUUCUCUGCACAAAUUUAGGGCACCAAAUUUCUCUCAGUCACCAUGAAUAUCUUCAGAUUCCUCGGCGACAUGACUCAUUUAAUCAGUAUUCUCAUUCUCCUCCUCAAAAUCUACGCCACCAAAACUUGCUCCGGGGUUUCAUUGAAGACUCAAGAACUAUAUGCGAUUGUGUUUGUGGCGAGAUACCUGGAUCUGUUCACGGAUUUCGUGUCGGUGUAUAAUUAUGUUAUGAAAUUGGUGUUCAUCGCCAGCUCUCUUGCUAUUGUUUGGUGCAUGAGACGUCACCGUAUUGUUCGACGAACUUACGAUAAGGAGCUUGAUACGUUUCGGCAUUAUCUCCUUGUUGUUGCUAGCUUCGUCUUGGCUCUCGUUGUUCACGAGAAGUUCACAUUUCGUGAGAUCUUUUGGGCGUUUUCGAUAUACUUAGAGGCGGUGGCAAUUCUUCCCCAGUUGGUACUGCUCCAGCGAAGUGGGAAUGUGGAUAAUUUGACUGGGCAAUAUGUUUUCUUCCUUGGGGCGUAUCGUGCCUUCUACAUCCUUAACUGGAUCUACCGGUACAUAACAGAGACGCAUUUCAGUAGAUGGAUAUCUUGCGUCUCUGGUCUUGUCCAGACAGCUCUCUACGCGGAUUUCUUCUAUUACUACUUUAUAAGCUGGAAAAAUAAUGCAAAGCUUCAGCUGCCAGCGUGAGUCAGGCGCCAAUAUUUCUAAGUUUCAAAUGUGAUGUAAGCUUGUCAUCGUGUGCAUACUCGUCCAUUUAUUCUGGUUUAUAUUGAACGUGAUGAAGAGUCUUAUGUUACAAUACUUUUGAGCUGGGAUCAUUUCCAAUGUAUACGAAAGGUUGAUGAAGUCGAUGGUUCAUUUUGGAGUAUGCCGAUCUCAUAAGCACUUUUAGGUUAGAUCAAAUGGUUACGAGGUGCUAAUUUUAAUUGUGCCAGAAGCCUUCAUUUUACUUUGUACCUGUUAAGAACUAUAUUUGGGAAGUAAAAUUGUAGACUUCACUAACAACAUUAGGGUUAGACACAGUUGACAUUAGUAAUUUUUUGUUCCUGCAAAUUUGUUUCAAUAUGCCUCUUAAAUUGCAUUCUUA
Molecule: messenger RNA, 1147 nt
Organism: Mercurialis annua (annual mercury)
Lineage: Eukaryota; Viridiplantae; Streptophyta; Magnoliopsida; Malpighiales; Euphorbiaceae
Product: ER lumen protein-retaining receptor A-like
Exons: 6
Coding region: 100-747 (215 amino acids)
Biological process (GO): protein retention in ER lumen; endoplasmic reticulum to Golgi vesicle-mediated transport
Cellular component (GO): membrane; endoplasmic reticulum; cis-Golgi network
Molecular function (GO): ER lumen protein retrieval receptor activity
Source: RefSeq, a predicted model, not a curated record